AUGCCAUCUCCUCCCGGCGGUGAUGGGGAUGCCGAAAUGGAGAGACUUAAUCAAAUUCAGAUGGCUGAUCUUGGAACUGCUCGUCGAGAGCUCAUCUCGACGUCCGAUGAAACUGACUUCAGCGCCGCUGACCCCAUGGUGAUUGAACGUCACAGACGCUCCAACAUCCCCGGUACUCGGGAAUUCGAGCAGGCGCAGCGAAAUCGUGAGGCACUGGAUGGAUGGAACAGUCUUCACGAGACUGUUGAUGACACCGGCCACCUGGAGAACUUGGACAACCUCAUGUAUGGCCAGUCACACAGAGCUAGACUGACUGCAUCCAUUCAUGGUCCCAAUGCUCUGCCAGCUUAUCAGUCUCGUGGAAACCACCCGUACCCAAUUCGCUCACGCGGCCGUGGUGGAGGUGUCUCUGGCACUCGAGGACGGGGUAAUGGUCUGUCCAAUGGCCGGGAUUCCAGCUCUUCGGCCUCGCCAAGUCAGGUGUCUCGCAGCCCACGGUCCAAUUCUUCGUGGGGACGUAAUGGCAGACAAAUCCACGGUAACGGCAGACGAUCUCGUGGAGGACGUGGCUGGGCUCAUAGCCGCAGCACCAGCUUGGAUAGCGAGUCCAGUUCCGGCUUCCAGGCCCCGAUCCUCAGCCCCAACACCGAAAGCUGGUCCCAUGAGAACCUGGCUUCCCCAGAGUCUUUCGCAGCAUCGGUUCAUCGAGCUUUCAGCACACCUUCGCCCCGACCAGCUGUCCCACUCAUGAAUGGGUCGGGCAGAGCCACGGGUAUUCGAAAUGCCGCCAUGCUUGCCAAUGCCAAUGCGCCUCAGCCCGCCACGCCAGUGAACACACCCACGACUUUCUCAUACCACACCGAAUCCACUGAGAGCAGCACCCACCAGGCCCGCGGUGCCAGAUCUUCGACUCAGCCCCCUCGGUUCUAUGCUAACUUGGGCGCUCGUAGCAGGCUCCGUGAUCCGGACCUGUCCCCCAGUCCACGCUCUUCGCGUUACGUCUCAAACUCCCACGAGAUCGCACAUAUCAGACGCGACGAGCUGGCACGAGUUGAGGAGACUGGCGUGAAUCAGCACGUAACCGGUCUGCCAGCCCGAACUGAGCGCGGCACUCAAACUGAGCAGAGCAAUGAGCCUGCUCAAAUGACCCUUAUCCCCUCGGGUGAUGAUGAGGUUGUUCCUCUGACAGCUCGUCCUGCCACUACUGUGGCGUACUCUUCGAGUAUGUCGGAACUUGCUGGUAUUGUGUUCCCCUCGGACAAUGAGAUCGGACAUGAUAAGUCUGCAGAGCUCAAUCCGAUCAAGCUAGUUGAACUGAUGGAGUACCUCGGUUUUGCCUCAAGCAAACCAAAGAGCGAUCUAGGCCAUGAAGAGCCAAGCUUACCUCUGCUUUCCCAAGCGAUGGAGAAAGCUCUUGUGUCCACAAGUGACCGCGACCUUGGUGUCUUCGUUAAGAAGACGAUGAUGGGCUGGCUGAAUGACCAUUCCUCUUUGUCUGAUCAACGAGACGAGCUCAAACAUGAUGCCCCGAGUUCGGACUCAAAUGCUGGACAGGAUGGUCCAGGCUGGGAUCCAAACGUUGAUCUUGAAUUUCAUUCCACAACUUCGACUGCAGGUUUCACCACGGCUCCGGGAUCACCUCUUCAAUUGGAAACCGAUCUUCCACUUGCAGCCCCGCUGCCCAAGCUUGAUACCCUUGGCGCGGCACAGACUUCCGCUGCCGAUGAAGAGACCCAGUCACCUGAACGUGUCUAUGAGAUUGGUGAAAGUUCCAAGCGUGCCCAGUCCCCCUCGCGCAGUGAGUUCUCAGGCACCACCAGCCUCUCUUGGAGCGCGGGAUGGCAGCGCAACGUUGAUGCAUCCGGUCUGUCGCCAGCUCAAGACGCAGGGGCAUCAUCUGCAGUUCCGACUACGGGAUUGCAGGCGUUGAGUGUCGCUGUGCACGACGACACGCAUGAUGGCGAGAGUGUUGGGGAAGGUAGGAAGUGGAAGGGCAAGGGUCGAGCUGAAGAUGUAGCAAGCAACAACGCCCCACAUUCAGCUGACGAUUCGGGGGGCAUGCGAGCCACCGACGCCGAGAUACGUGCCAAACAGACUCCGUGCGAGAACCGGUUCCCGGCAUCUCAUGUUUACCGAGCCGGUCCCCGCGAAAAUGAUGCCUUUGCAAAGAGAAUGCGCGAGGCCAAAGGCACCGUGCUUGAUGAACCUGUCCCCGCGCACCGAGCCCGCGCACCACGAUUCGAGCUCCGGAUUGAGCCUCCCAAUCCAUCUCCAUGGGUAUCUUGCUCGGUGGCGCAUGCCAGCCCUGUCGGCACCCAGGGCUCUCGUUCUGACAAGCCCAGUGCCAUCGCUGGUGGUUUGGACUCCAGCAGAUGGGCCCAGGAUACUCAGGCACAUCCUGUCAGCACCUUUACCCGGGCUGGCAAUCAACGGAUUGGCCAAUCUGGCAAGAAGCGGGACAUUGGAUCCGCAAAGCCGGUGGGCAUUGAGGCUGCUUCGGAGGAUUGGGGUGAGGCUGACUCCUGGGGCGCACCCCAGAAGAAAAAGCCUGUCCCAACCAAGUCUGGUAGUUUGGGGGAGAGUUCAUGGGCUGCUUCUCCACCAAAGGAGAGGCCUGCCGUCAAAUCUGACGGGGCGAUUGAGAGUUGCUGGGCUCAGUCGUCAUCAAGGUCUUCCUCCCAGCAGGGGGCGGUCAAAACAAGCCCUGCCUCGCCGGAUGCACGUCUUCUGAGAGGUGUGCACCGUACAUUUGUGCCCCGCCAAUCUGAAUCCAGUCCGCCCACUGGAUUCAAGAGUCUCGUCAAGAUCAGCGGCCCCUUGCCCUAUGUGCCAUCGUCCGAAUGA
Messenger RNA from Penicillium diatomitis, 2844 nucleotides. RefSeq lists its product as uncharacterized. The transcript is spliced from 7 exons. The record is from RefSeq and is a predicted model, not a curated record. NCBI's taxonomy places the organism in Eukaryota, Fungi, Ascomycota, Eurotiomycetes, Eurotiales, Aspergillaceae. The coding region runs from base 1 to 2844 and encodes 947 amino acids.